Molecule: messenger RNA, 258 nt
Organism: Soboliphyme baturini
Lineage: Eukaryota; Metazoa; Nematoda; Enoplea; Dioctophymatida; Soboliphymatidae
Source: the annotation of a GenBank genome assembly
AUGAUUUGCUGCAAUGGCGCCAGGGGCGGCAGCACGGAGCUGUGCGACCUCACGCUGAUGGGGCACGACGUGGUGGAUGACUGGACCGUGGUGACGGUAGCACCGGCGGCUCCCGUCGGAAAGUUCAGUGGUAACAGCGUGACGUUAGACGAUGUCGGUUGGGAGGAGCAAGUCGGCUGUAGAGAAAUCACCUGGCCGUUGGAUGACAGCAAGAAGCAGUUUGAGCAGGACGAGGACGCUUUGGAAGACGCGACUUAA